Messenger RNA from Gamsiella multidivaricata, 1470 nucleotides. Its product is annotated as cytochrome P450. The coding region runs from base 1 to 1470 and encodes 489 amino acids. Gene Ontology annotation, molecular function: monooxygenase activity; iron ion binding; heme binding. The transcript has 6 exons. NCBI's taxonomy places the organism in Eukaryota, Fungi, Mortierellomycota, Mortierellomycetes, Mortierellales, Mortierellaceae. The record is from RefSeq and is a predicted model, not a curated record.
AUGGUAGCCAACGCGUUCUUCCAUCCCUUGUCCCCGAUCCCUGGAAAUAAGCUGGUCGCCUCGAGCAACUUCUUCACAGGCAUUGCCUCUCUCUCCGGAAGAACCCAUUACGGAAUGCCGUUCGUUCACAAGAGGUAUGGGAAGGUUGUGAGGAUUGGGCCAGAAUUUGUCUCUGUCGCCGACAAGGACAUGAUCAGACAAAUCUUGGUGACGACGGACUAUCCUAAGAGUACCAUCCACGAAGGGUUCGAGCUCAACGGUCAGCAUAAUCUCUUUUCGUCGCGCAACAAGGACUUUCACAAGAACCGACGUCGUCUGGUAGCCCCGGCUUUCGGUCUGCAGUAUCUCCGGUCCUUGGAACCCAUCAUGCACGAAUGCAUCCAUGUCCUUGUCCAAAAAGUAGACGAACUCCUCGAAAACCCCAAGGCUGUCAAAGGCAAAAAAGUGCUCCCGGCAGGUCAUAUCGAUAUCUGCUCGUUCAUGAUGCGACUCUCGCUCGACAUCAUUGGCGAGACUGCGUUCGGUCAAUCCUUUGAGAUGGUCAAAGAUGAUAGCCAUCCUGUGCCUGGUCAGAUGGCCAAGACACUCAGACGAGCUAUGCAGCAGGCAUUCAAUCCGUGGAUGAAGUGGAUCAUACCCUUGGAUUUCUCAUUUGUCGAAUUUGGCACUGAGAGAGUGAGGGCGCGCAAGGCGAAUGGGGAGAAGGGUCGGAGGGCAGACCUACUGCAAUAUCUGAUUGAUGCCCAGGCCAACGAGCGUGUCAACGGCAAUGGUGAGACAGGCAAUGAGUACGAGGAUAUGAUCUCGGGCAAAUUGACCGACAAGGCCGUCGAGACAGAGGCGUGCAUUUUCCUGAUCGCGGGAUCAGAAACGUCUUCUACGGCUAUCACCUUUACUUUGAUGUUCCUAGUCAAGAACCCUGACAAACUGGCAAAGCUGAGGGAGGAGCUGGAUUUGGCAACUGCAAGCAACCUCAACGGCACCUUGCCAGCCUACGAUCAAGUCCGCAAUUUGCCAUACCUGACAGGAUGCAUCAACGAAUCCCUUCGACUUCGUCCCGUUGCAGCUACAGGUCUUCCACGAGAGGUCACCGAAGAUGUGACCAUGAACGGCUAUUUCUUCCCCAAGGGCACCAUUCUACUUGCCCAAUUUCCACAGCUCCACUGGUCGGACGAGUACUUCCCGCAGGCGGACAAAUACAUCCCCGAACGUUGGAUCCCUGGGGAUUCACCCUUCCCACCGGUUCAAGAAUUCACGUUCUACCCCUUCUCCGCCGGGACGCGCAACUGCGUCGGCAAGAACUUUGCCAUGAUGGAGAUGCGUCUGAUUAUUGCCACCUUGAUCACCAUGUACGAUAUCGGAUUCGUGCCCAACCAGCGGGAGGAUUAUGUGCAGUACAUUACGACAGCGUUGGCUACGGAAAGUUAUGUGAUCACCAUGAAGAAGCGCCAGUCCGCUUGUGCAGUGUAG